Molecule: messenger RNA, 4882 nt
Organism: Spodoptera litura
Lineage: Eukaryota; Metazoa; Arthropoda; Insecta; Lepidoptera; Noctuidae
Source: RefSeq, a predicted model, not a curated record
CGAUGUCGAUGGAUGUGCUUUGCUUUCGCUUCUACUAUUUUUAAAAUGAUAUCGAAAUAAUCUGAAUUAAACGGUGGUGAUCAGUGAAAUACACUACAUAGUUCAUUUAUAAUUAAAGUUACAGUUAAUUUGAUUUCCUAUAAGAUUUAACUCAGUUUAUGUGGUCGCGUAGUCAAGUGCCCUACAUUUCAACACUUUUUAUUCAAAUGGAAGAGAAUUGUGUACAUAUAGUGUUUCUGUUUAAGGGAGUGACUUAAUGUUAGGUUUGGGAUGGAAUAUUUGUUUAGGAUAUCGUCAGGUCGGUUAGGCAUUAAUUGAGAAACUCUUGUUAUGUAUACUUUAGUAGAGAUAGCUCUUAGUGUAGGGGUGCUUGUGACUCUCGUUACAGCACUCGCAGUAUGUGUCUGUGGCUGCAAGAAUUCCAAUCAAAAAAGUGAGUUGGUUGGUAUGGCCGGUGUGGUCAAAAUACAUUUUGAUGAGGAGGCCCCGUCUCCGACGCCUACCACUCCGGCCUCUAUCAAGCGGGCGUCUACGCAGAACAGUCAGCGAAGUUUGCCAGAAAUACCACACCCAGUGGGGAGACCCGACAGCGGCGACACUGCUUCAGAAAUAUAUGCCACCGUGAAUUUGGAUGAAGGUAAUAAAACAGUAGCGACUGCAUCUACGAGCCGAGACCACCCCUACGAACAUGCCUACGCUAAAGUACAGAAUGAAAGCCAUAAUAUUCUUGUUGAAGUAACUACGGAUCAAACACCUGAACGAGAAAUUCAAAUCGAUGAGCGGGAAGUUGGACAAAAUCCAGCAGAAUCGGUGGUAAUAUCGGCGUCUGUGGCGAUAAGUGGGCAACUGCCUUCGAGUCAAGAGCUUCCGUACAUCACGCCGCCCUCUCCUCGACCGAACACUGACAACACUACACACUUUAGCGGAGAUUCCACUGAUUCAGCAAAGGGCUACACAAGCAUCUCAGUACGCGAACCACUGAGUAACAUUCGCGCUCAAAGUAGCAAGCCGCCUUCACAACCCCACUAUGCCACUGUAUCUGAUGAUUCCGACGAGAUGUACGCAGCGAUCGAGGAGCCGAGCGUUGGCGAAGGUUCGGACACGUACGCGCAGAUUGCAACCGAACCGCGUCGUAGGGACCCCACGCCAGAUCUACUGCACACCGACCCCACUCACGUUGCUAGACGAAGUGCUCCACCAGACGUCGGUGCAUCAACGUCAAAUGCUACGCACUCUAGACAAGCGUCUUCUUCAUCAUGCUCGAACUCGACGGGCGCACUGGGCUCUCCGAAACCAGAGAAGCGUCAGGCCAACUCUCCGCUACCCCCGCCACCGCACGUCGGCUCGCACGGGGGCACGCACGUCAGCUCGCACGUGACGUCACAUGUCACGUCGCACGUCACGUCGCACGUCACGGUGCACGCGGCCGCGCACUCGCACGCGGCGCCGCACAGCGCGUCACAUCCCGCGCCGCACGCGACGUCACACGCCGCGCCGCGACAGCCCGCCAUAGAACAGGCCCUCGCACAGCGACACCAACGGAUGUCAAGUACAGGUGACCUACAUUUCAACCAUGACAAGUUACGGCGGAGUCUCAACGAGAAACACCAACGAAACAAUAGUUGCGUAAGCUCAUCUGAUUUCUACGGCUGCAAUUACCCCGUAGAGAAACAUCGCUUUAGUUCUGGGGACUUGAUAAGACCUCUUGUUGCCAGAGAACUUAACUUUGAUAUCGACCAGCGCGAUGGUCAAGCCGAUAACCUUUACAACUCUAUCGAUGGCCCAGGCUACAGUGACUACUCCUCGGCAGAUGCUAACACCAGUUUGAAUUCAGAUCAUCGCGUAACUGAAAGUCCUUCCCGCAAUGUUGAAGAAAUGUAUGCUAAAGUUAUGAAGAAAGCUAAAGGCAGAACUGAAGAGUCCGUAAGGCGUUCAAAAGAUUUCACAGGAACUGAUGGCGAGCCACACACAUCGAAGUUCCGAGGAGAUGAUCCCGGUUAUGAGACCAUCGAUCGGAAAAAGUCAAUAAACCAUGGAUAUGAGACUAUCGCGCAUAAAGAGCGAAAAUCAUCACAAAGUCAAGAUCCAGGAUACGAAACUGUCAAAGACAUAAACAAAGCAGGUCCUACCUCAAACUUUACAAACAACAAUUUACUGAAGCUGAAUCACCUGGCUAUGGACAGUGGACCUAAUAGCAUUGUAAGCAGUGACGCGGGGUAUGAGCAUAUUUCUAAGACUGAUAACAAUGCUUCCGAUUCAGACCCCAACUAUGAAGUGCUGAGGAACCAGCCGCCCACACCACCUUAUGCAACGAUUGCACCGAACUACAAAGUACAGCCAACAUACUCCACAGUAAACAAAAAGCCCAAUAAGUACAACAAUUGGCCUGCUAAUAAUAACGAUGAACCCACCUUAGAACCAAAUUACGAGUCUAUGCCGCAUGAUCCCCUGUACAACACUGGCAGUGAAUCGGAUCCCAAUUAUGAAUCCGUUCGACCCAAAGAUCCUAAUUAUGAGAGUGUGAGUACACAAGAUCCGAACUACGAGUCAUUAAGGUGUAAGGAUCCGAAGUACGAGUCGGUUCGGUCGAAAGACUCAAAGUAUGAUUCAGUGCGCUCUAAAAAGGAUCCGAAUUACGAAAGCGUAAAGUACUUUGAGCUGUCAAAGAAAGAGCCACCUUAUGAAAAAGUCAACAAUGAAGCGUCAGGGAGCGCCAAUGUGGAGAGGUCAGACUCGGCGGCGGGAUAUGAGAAAAUUAACGUACCAAACAGAAGCGAGCCGAAAAGCAGUAUUAAUAACGGCGGCGACGCCACCGUUAGUGAUUACUUUCAAGUGUAAAUGUGUAAAACAAGAAUAUUAUAUAUGACUUUGUUUAUGAACAAUGUAACAGGAAAUUGAGCUAUAAACAUGAAUAUUUUAUUAACAGUAUUCACGUAGGAUUUUGAGAUUGAGUGCUUUUUAUUUAUUUAUUAAAAUAUUUUAGGGACUGUUUACAGCACCUCAAUGUUAGAUAUAAUAAGUAAUAUCUUCCUUAGGUAUCUGUGAUAUAAUAUGUAUGUUAUAAAAUUUUUGAUUUUUGUUUUUAUUUCCAUAAGAUUUUUAUAUGAGCAUUGAUAGACAUUAUGUUAUUCUGAAGACGAGAAUAAUUUGUUACGAAAUCUCCAUUUCUUAAUGUGUUCAUAAGUGUGAUUAUUUUCUACACUUUGAUAUUAUGCUGAUGAAAUGAAUGCGUGUGUUGUAAAUUGCAUGUACAAAAUGUAGAUUGUACAUAUUUUUUUAAUUUUAGGUAAUUUAUGACUAACUUUAUUAUGAACUCUUUUUUAUUAUAGAGUGGAUUGACUUCGCGUUGGUCACGGUUGUCUUUGGGAGUAUGUAACUCGUUUUAUAUGAAGGAGCGUACAAACUGGUUAAUAAAAAGGUGUCGUAAACUAGAAAUUGAAAAUGUCGAACUAACAAAUUGUUUUACUAACACUUGAGUUUUUCUAUUUUUAAGUUUUAAUUUUUAAAUGUCAUUCCAGUCAGUAUGUGGUGCUUUGAUUUAACCAACGAACGGUACUAUAAGUUUAAUAUAAAUUAAGUAAUUACUUAACUGAUUCUAAGACAAGGAGUUUAUACAUUCAUCGAUUUUUUUUCUAUUAUAGUCAUUAGACAAUGAAUUCAGAAAAUUGUAUUUUUUUUUUGUGUGUCUGUAUUUUUGUUAGUACUUGAAGUAAUUUUACAUGUUUUAUGAAUUUUGGUAAAUAUUUGAUGAAUUGUGUUAAGUUUCUAACUUAUACCAAAGUACAGACAUUCUGUACACGACACCUAUUUAUUACACCUGUUUAGAUGGAUGAAUAUCAAGUAAUGGAGCCUGCAUUUUAGCCUAAGACUGCCUUAUGAGUUUUGAUUAUAAAUAUAUUAUUAAUAAUUUAUAUAAAAUGUAACAUCAACGAAUUCAAUUGAACAUCUUAAAAACAUCAGCAAUUUAUUUGAAUUGUAACAUAAGUUUAAAACGUUUUGUUUUAUUUUUUGUUGUUAAUUUUGUUUUUAACUUACUGUUGUAACAAAAAAUGUACUAGAUAACAUUUUAGUCUUUUGUCCAUGUUAAAACAUGAUAAUAGACAAACGAUUUUAGAAAGAAGUACGAAGUAUAAUAUUAAUACCAAUACACAAAUAUGGGGUAUUUUUUGUAGUUUGUUUGCUGUUUGAUAAGAUUAUUAUGUACCUGAGAAUAUUAAUUUACGAUCAUCCUCUGUCCAACAAUUUAUAGUAAUGUAUGUGAAUGCAUCCAAGUGAUAGUCUUUUGGCGCAUAGUACGGCUGGUACUAAUGUGUUCAUUUAGUAGUAUUGGUUCAGACAAGUGAUGUUCAUAUCACUCGUAGAAUUUGUGGUCCUCUGCCGAAAAUACCUGAUGCAUUCCAGUACUAUUUACAUCGACCAUCCAUUUACAUUAUAAUAUGUAACAUUGUGCCCUAAUAUGAGCUUUCCAAAAACGUUCCACCUUAGUAUUACAAUUUAUUUCAAACAUUUUGUCACAAUUCCAAACUACAGACUGUUAUUACUAUCUUAAAUCAUUGUUUUUCCAUAUACUAUUAUUAUCAUAAACUAAGUAGGCAUAUUAUGUAUUGAUACCUAAUUUUAAACUUUAAAGAUUAUUUUACUCAGCCUGUAUUACAACAUGUACUGCAUUAUAAUUUUAGUAAUCUAAAGCACAAUUUACAAUGUAACUUCACGUAUCGAUUGACUGUAAUAUUAUUGUACUUAUCUAUAUACUUAGUAAAACUUGAAUAUAAUAAUAUGUAUCAUGAUUAGCAUCUGUUUAAUAUUCAAACAAACUCGAAAACAUUCCAUCAUAUAAUAGAUGCAGUGAAUAAACUACCUAUAUUUAAUGGAAUAAAGUAUG